ACUGGGCAGGGAGAGGCGGACAAUGCUGAUAGACACUAUAGUCUAUGAACGGCGGGUGCUUCUAGGCUGCACGGGUGCAGUGGGACUCGCCGUACUCUUCUGGGUAAUUGCUUUCUCGACGGACAGUUGGGUGCUCGUUUCUGGCGGAGAAGGAAUCUUUGUUCCGCAAAGCGGUCGAUAUUUUGUGAACAGUCACGCUGGUUUAUUUGCGACCUGUAGACACGUGUUGAAUGUCAGCUGGCCCGGCGUGCCGGGAAACCUAACGCUGACAGCUGAACGACCACCGAUAUUGCUCAAUUCAACGGAUGAUCUGAAGUACAACUUCACACACUUCAGACGAUGUGUAUACCAUGAACUAUUCCCCACGGAACAGAAGAUAAAAGCCGAUCCUUCCAUAGAUGAUACUAUUUUAGAUUAUAAUCGCACAGAAGUCUCGUUUGUAAUAAUUACUUUGAUAGUGAUGAUAAUAGGAACUAUAUUCAGUAUGUAUACCUUUGCUAAUCCAAGAUAUACUUUCAAAAGAUUGGCGGGCGGUGUACAUUUUAUAUCUGCUGCUUGCGUUAUGGUUGUGAUCCAAGUUUUAAUUUCGUCAGUUGAAUAUACUAAACAGAACUUGAAGUUUAUAUAUCCUAAAGGAGCGUCUAAUUAUUAUGGAUAUAGUUUCUACAUCGCUUGGUUGGUGCUGAUAGUGAAUUUCGGCAGUGGAAUCGCAUUUCUGAUGUAUUCGAAGAAACGUAAAAACAAACAAGGCUUAGACGAACUGGGAAUGGCCGACGAACCCACGAUAAUGGGGCGAUAAUAAAUAUUUUAUUGUGAGAUUUAUCUAUACAAUGGCAUUAUAUAAAUACAUAUCACUAGA
Ctenocephalides felis (cat flea) is the source of this 859-nucleotide messenger RNA. RefSeq lists its product as uncharacterized. The transcript has 6 exons. Gene Ontology annotation, cellular component: plasma membrane. Bases 23 to 799 code for a protein of 258 amino acids. The record is from RefSeq and is a predicted model, not a curated record. Lineage: Eukaryota; Metazoa; Arthropoda; Insecta; Siphonaptera; Pulicidae.